AUGUCUCAACCGUCUCACGACCCCGUCCAGACCGCGCCUCACGGCACCACCUACAACAACACCAUCUUCCCCCUCGAGGGCGGCUGCGCCUGCGGCAACAUCCGCUACGCCCUCACCGCCGCGCCUCUCGUCGUCCACUGCUGCCACUGCACCUCCUGCCAACGUGAGACCGGCACCGCCUUUGCGGUAAACGCCGUCGUCGAGGGCGAGCUGGUCACACUCCUGCCGGGCACCGCUACCACCCUCCAACAGUCCAUAACCUUCCCACCGUCCCUUCUAGACACCUGGACCCCUAGACAAGCCAGGCCCAGGCCCCUCGAGGACGGUCCCGGCAGUUCGGAUUGCCUGCCAGACGACACCACCGCCACCGCCUCACCGAUCCUCCUCCCUGUUCCCGCAGAGUCAGGCGCGCCGCAGAACAUCGCGCGCUGCCCCGUCUGCCUGACCGCAGUCUGGAGCAACUACGACGACUGCCCCCUGCUCAAGUUCCUGCGCGUCGGAACGCUAGAUGCGCCGGCGACGCUCGCUGCGGGCCCGGACCUGGUGCACAUCUUCGUGCGGAGCAAACAGUCCUUCUUUGAGAUUCCAGACGACGGGAAGCUCCGCUUUGAGGGGUUUUAUCCGCAGAAGGAGGGCGUCUGGCGACCCGAGGCGAUGGUAAGAAGGGAGAAGCUUCUGGCCAGAAUCGCAGAGUGGGAGAAGCAGAAGGAGAUUGGUGGAUAG
Molecule: messenger RNA, 723 nt
Organism: Colletotrichum chrysophilum
Lineage: Eukaryota; Fungi; Ascomycota; Sordariomycetes; Glomerellales; Glomerellaceae
Exons: 1
Coding region: 1-723 (240 amino acids)
Molecular function (GO): carbon-sulfur lyase activity
Source: RefSeq, a predicted model, not a curated record